This is a messenger RNA of Dioszegia hungarica, 1467 nucleotides long. RefSeq names its product major facilitator superfamily domain-containing protein. The transcript is spliced from 7 exons. Gene Ontology annotation, biological process: transmembrane transport. The record is from RefSeq and is a predicted model, not a curated record. Gene Ontology annotation, molecular function: transmembrane transporter activity. The coding region runs from base 1 to 1467 and encodes 488 amino acids. Gene Ontology annotation, cellular component: brush border membrane. Lineage: Eukaryota; Fungi; Basidiomycota; Tremellomycetes; Tremellales; Bulleribasidiaceae.
AUGACUGCUCAAACGACAGCGACAACAGCGGCCAAGGGCAUUGUCACGACCGUGUUCAUUGCCCUCGUCCUUGAUCUCCUCGCUUUCACUCUGCCCCUGCCGCUAUUUCCUCGGCUGAUUGCUUGGUACCUUCAGCGCGAAUCUCACUCGCCGUCCACGCUUCUCGCUCGCCUACUCAACCUCUCGUACUCAUGGCGAGGCUACCUGACCUCCCUGUCAGGAGCCAAGUCUGUCGUGCCCGAGAUCAGGUGGGGCAAGGCCGCUGCCGACUCCAUCACCCAGGGGAAGAACUGGGAUGUGGUGCUUCUCGGUGGGGCCAUGGGAAGUUUGUUCUCCCUGUGUCAAUGUGUGAUCAGCCCAUGGCUGGGGAGCUUGUCUGACAAAUACGGAAGGAAGAAGGUCUUGCUGGCUACCAUGGUCGGCAACAUUGUGUCUGCCGCUAUUUGGCUGAGAUCCACCACCUUCAGCACAUACCUGCUCUCCAGACUCGUUGGCGGUCUUUCUGAGGGCAACGUGCAGAUAAGCACCGCCAUUAUCUCAGACGUCACCACCGCCGCCACCAGGUCCAGAUCUCUGGCUCUGAUAGGCAUUGCUUUCUCCAUUUGCUUCACAAUUGGUCCGUCGGUAGGCGCUUACUUUGCGUCACGUUCUUUGCCCAAUACCGUCCCAUCAGCAGAUUGGAACGUCUUUGCCGUCCCCGCCGCCAUCUCGCUCGGCCUGCUCGUCAUCGAAACGCUCUACCUCGCGGCUAGGCUACCGGAAACGCGCAACUGGUCCGAGAAGCAGGUAGAAAAGGGGGAUGUCAAGGCUGCUGUACCCGUCGACAGCGUUGACGCUCGGCUCAGAAAGCUCAGGGCGAUGGGGAGACUGCACGGGCUGUUCCUGCUGUUCUUCUCCGGUGCGGAAUUCACUUUGACAUUCCUCACAUACGACCUCUUCUCAGCUUCCAAUGCCCAAAACGGCCGUCUCUUGUCAUACAUCGGCGUCCUCUCUGCUCUGCUCCAAGGAAGACACGUCCGCCCCUCUAUGGCUCGACUCGGCGAAGUCCGGCUCGCCACACGCGGUAUCCUCUCCUGCGUCCUCGCGCUCGGCCUCCUCUCCCUCCUUCCCCAUCCGCGCAUAGUCACCUCCUACGCCCUAUCCACCACCGUCCUCUACGCCGCCGCCACCUUGUUGUCAUACACCAGCGCGACGGUGGUGUCAUGCCUCACAGCCGCCGCGGCGGGAUGUACGACCGAGGGAGCGGGUGGGGAUCCGCGCUUGCAAAGAGGGAGGGCGUUGGGCGGGUACAGGUCCAAGGGGCAGCUGGGGCGGGCGAUCGGACCGAUACUUGCGAGUUCGGUGUAUUGGGUGAUGGGGCCCAAGGUGUGUUACUCGGGGUUGGCGGGGUGCUUGGUGUUGGUUUGGGCGAGUACGAGGGGGUUAGUGGCGGAAGAGAGAUCUAGGAAAUUGAUGAAGGCAGAGUAG